Lodderomyces parapsilosis is the source of this 1572-nucleotide messenger RNA. RefSeq lists its product as uncharacterized. Gene Ontology annotation, cellular component: nucleolus; 90S preribosome; small-subunit processome. Lineage: Eukaryota; Fungi; Ascomycota; Pichiomycetes; Serinales; Debaryomycetaceae. The record is from RefSeq and is a predicted model, not a curated record. Gene Ontology annotation, molecular function: protein binding. Gene Ontology annotation, biological process: maturation of SSU-rRNA from tricistronic rRNA transcript (SSU-rRNA, 5.8S rRNA, LSU-rRNA). The coding region runs from base 1 to 1572 and encodes 523 amino acids. The transcript has a single exon.
AUGAACGAGUCAAAGAAUGAUCACAGCCACCAAAAGGGUGAAGGGAAGAAGAACACCAGCCAAAGGAAGCACAAGUUUUCCAAAGACAAGAAACUCAAUUCUAAGUUGCAGAGAAUAGAAAACCAGUACAAGGAUGCAUUGAAAUCUGCUAAGGGUACUGACUACCUUUUACAAGAAGAAGCGGGGUUCUUAGAAGCCGAUGGUCCUAUGGAAAAAACCUUCAAAUUCAAGCAAGAAGAAAUAACAAAGGAGGUGGACACAAAUACUGCAAACAAGAAAUUCGAACUCAAGCUCCCUGAGUUUGGUCCUUAUCAGAUUGAUUUUUCGAGAAAUGGACGUGAUCUCCUUCUUGGGGGUAAAAAGGGACACGUUGCAUCUAUCGACUGGAAGACCGGAGUUUUGGGGUGUGAGCUCCACCUCAAUGAAACUGUAAAUGCUGUUAAAUAUCUACACAAUGAUCAAUACUUCGCAGUGGCACAAAAGAAGUACACUUUUAUCUACGACAAAGAAGGAACAGAGCUCCAUCGACUCAAACAGCAUGUUGAAGCUACUCUAUUGGAUUUUUUGCCCUAUCACUUUCUUUUGGCAACCGCAGGACACACAGGGUUUUUGAAGUAUCAUGAUGUUUCCACUGGUGAACUAGUUAGUGAAAUAAGAACCAAACUUGGGCCAACGCUAGCAAUGAAACACAAUCCAUACAAUGCGGUAAUACAUUUAGGUCACGGGAAUGGGCAAGUAACUUUGUGGUCACCUAAUGCUCCAGAACCAUUGGUAAAGAUACAAUCUGCCCGUGGGCCCAUUCGAGAUUUGGCGAUUGAUAGAGAAGGCAAAUAUAUGGCAGUUAGUGGUGCCGAUAAGACGUUGAAAAUCUGGGAUAUUCGAACUUUCAAGGAAGUGGAUCACUAUUACACACAGACGCCUGCAACCUCAUUAGACGUUUCUGACACUGGAUUACUAUCUGUUGGAUGGGGUCCACAUGUAACCAUAUGGAAAGAUGUUUUCAAAAAAUCGCAUCAAGCUGAUCCGUACAUGAACCAUUUGAUCCCUGGAUCAAAAGUGGACAAGGUCAAGUUUGCACCAUUCGAAGAUAUACUAGGCAUUGGUCACCAACAAGGAUAUGGUUCAAUUAUAGUUCCUGGAGCUGGUGAAGCCAAUUAUGAUGCUUUAGAAUUGAACCCCUUCGAAACAACUAAACAAAGACAGGAACUGGAGGUUAGAUCGUUACUCAACAAACUUCCGGCUGACUCGAUUGCAUUAGAUCCAAAUACUAUCGGGACUGUUGACAAGCGGGCCAAGUCAAUAAGAUUGAAACCUGGCGAAAUUAAUGAAUUGACUGAAUCAGCUACAGAUGCCACAAGCAAGAUGGCCAUAAAGCCUGAUGUCAAGGGUAAGAAUUCCGCACUAAGGAAACAUUUGAGAAGGAAGAGAGAGAAUGUCAUUGAUCAAAGAAAGAUGAGGAUUGAGAAGAAUUUGAAGAAUGAGAAGGAGGCCAGAUUGAAACGUUUGAAAUUGCUACAAGGUGAACAAGUUGAGGAGGAUGUAUUAGAUUCUGCUUUAUCUAGAUUUAAGUAG